UCUCCCUCCCGGCUCUGCGGCCGCCCCAGACCCCAGAGCCGGACUCCCUCCUCGAGGACCUGCCCGCUCCGGCCACCGAGGCCAUGAGGGCGGCCCGCGCGCUGCUGCCCCUGCUGCUGCAGGCCUUCUGGGCCACUGCGCAGGACGACCUGGCCACCAAGGCUGUCGCCUUCCAAGACUGCCCGGUGGACCUGUUCUUUGUGCUGGACACCUCCGAGAGCGUGGCCCUGCGGCUGAAGCCCUACGGGGCCCUGGUGGACAAGAUCAAGGACUUCACCAAGCGCUUCAUUGACCACCUGAGAGACAGGUACUACCGCUGCGACCGCAACCUGGUGUGGAACGCGGGAGCGCUGCAUUACAGCGACGAGGUGGAGAUCGUGCAGGGGCUGCUGCCCAUGCCGCGCGAGGCCGCCGCGCUCAAGGGGCGCGUGGACGCCAUCAAGUACUUCGGGAAGGGCACCUACACGGACUGCGCCAUCAAGAAGGGGCUGGAGCAGCUGCUGGUGGGCGCCGGCCGGGACUCACUGUGCCUGUUCCUUCUGCAGUGCUGCUCCUUCGAGUGCCAGCCUGCCAGAGGACCUCCAGGACCGCAGGGUGACCCUGGGUACGAGGGAGAACGGGGGAAGCCUGGUCUCCCCGGGGAGAAGGGAGAAGCUGGAGACCCGGGGGAGCCUGGAGCCGACGGGGAGCCUGGGCGGCCAGGGAACACGGGGCCCCCCGGAGACGAGGGCGAGCCAGGAGAGCCGGGCCCCCCCGGAGAGAAGGGCGAAGCUGGAGACGAGGGAAACCCGGGACCAGACGGGGCGCCCGGAGAGAGGGGCGGCCCUGGGGAAAGAGGACCCCGGGGGACCCCCGGCCUGCGUGGCCCCAGAGGAGACCCGGGCGAAGCCGGACCCCAAGGCGACCAGGGACGAGAGGGCCCCAUCGGCGUCCCCGGGGACCCGGGUGAGGCUGGACCCACAGGGCCUAAAGGGUACCGAGGUGAUGAGGGGCCACCGGGGUCCGAGGGUCCCAAAGGUGCCCCAGGACCCGCAGGACCCCCGGGCGACCCCGGGCUGAUGGGCGACAGGGGUGAAGACGGCCCCCCUGGAAACGGCACUGAAGGGUUCCCCGGCUUUCCUGGCUACCCCGGCAGCAGGGGCCCCCCCGGGAUAAACGUGAGUACAGGCCUCCUGCAGCACUCCGCACACACAGCUGUACACGCACACACAGAGUGCACACACUGCACAUGCACACUGCAUGUGCUGCACGCACACUGCACACAGACGCUGCGUACAGACCCUGUAAAUGCACACACUGCACACGGCCCCCCAGGACCCGUGGGACCACCGGGACCGGAUGAAUGUGAGAUCCUGGACAUCAUCAUGAAGAUGUGCUCGUGCUGUGAGUGCAAGUGUGGCCCCAUCGACAUCCUCUUUGUGCUGGACAGCUCCGAGAGCAUCGGGCUGCAGAACUUCGAGAUCGCCAAAGACUUCGUCAUCAAGGUCCUCGACCGCCUGAGCAGGGACGAGCUGGUCAAGUUUGAGCAGGGUGCGUCCAACGCGGGCGUGGUGCAGUACAGCCACAACCAGAUGCAGGAGCAUGUGGACCUCCGCAGCCCCGGCAUCAGGAACGCCCAGGACCUCAAAGAAGCCAUCAAGAAGCUGCAGUGGAUGGCCGGGGGCACCUUCACCGGCCAGGCCUUGCAGUACACCCGGGACCGGCUGCUGCCGCCCACCCAGAACCCCCGCAUCGCCCUGGUCAUCACUGACGGCCGCUCGGACACCCAGAGGGACAACACGCCCCUCAGCGUGCUCUGCGGCCCCAACAUCCAGGUGGUGUCCGUGGGCAUCAAGGACCUGUUCGGCUCCAGCGCCAGCUCUGACCAGCUCAACGUCAUCUCCUGCCAAGGCCUGGCCACUCCAGGUCUACAAGGCAUCUCGCUGGUGAAGGACAACUUUGCGGACCUGCUGGACGACAACUUUCUCAAGAACGUGACCACUCAGAUCUGCAGAGGUGGCGUGGGCAGCCACAACUUCGACACCACCAAGCAGUUCGCCAAGCGCCUGGCCCAGCGCUUCCUGACGGCCGGCCGCGCUGACCGCGCGCUCGCGGUGCGCGUGGCCGUCGCCCAGUACAGCGGCACUGGGCAGCAGCGGCCCGGCCGCGGAGCCCUGCAGCUGCUGCAGAACUACACGCUGCUGGCCAGCGCCGUGGACCGCCUGGACUUCCUCAACGACGCCACGGACGUGAGCGACGCCCUGGCCUUCGUGACCCGCUUCUACCGCGAGGCCUCCCCGGGGGCCCCCGCCAAGCGGCUGCUGCUCUUCUCCGACGGCCACUCGCAGGGCGCCACGGCGGCCUCCCUGCAGAAGGCCGUGCAGGAGGCCCAGCGGGCCGGCGUGGAGAUCUUCGUGGUGGCGGUGGGCAGCCAGGCCCACGAGCCCCACCUGCGUGUCCUGGUCACGGGCCAGGAGGCCGAGUACAACGUGGCCUACGCCGAGCGGCACCUGUUCCGCGUGCCCAGCUACCCGGCGCUGCUGCGGGGCGUCCUCUACCAGACCGUGUCCCGG
Messenger RNA from Condylura cristata (star-nosed mole), 2552 nucleotides. It is a transcript of the gene COL6A1, whose product is annotated as collagen, type VI, alpha 1. The transcript is spliced from 23 exons. The annotation marks the transcript as partial. NCBI's taxonomy places the organism in Eukaryota, Metazoa, Chordata, Mammalia, Eulipotyphla, Talpidae. The record is from RefSeq and is a predicted model, not a curated record.